UGAGGAUGGCCAUAAAGAAAACCACAGGGGAGAACAAGGCAUCUCCUAUGAUUCAGCUGUGAAUGAUGCAGGUAAAAGAGGAGCUGAAGACUUGGUGAGCUGCUAUUGUGAGUGCUGCAGGACUACAGUGGCCUUGGGGGAUGAAGAGAGCAGAGGAGGAGGGGGAGGAGGAUAGCAUUCCUCCUGAACAUGACUGCUGAAAGCUCCGCAGCAUUUUCAGCCUCCAGCGGGACUUCAAACACUGCCAGGGUUACAGCCGCUAGGGGGGAACAGCCUCUGGGUUCACUCCCCUCCUGGAAUACAGUGCACUACUCUCCCCACACUCAUCCACAUACAGGCAGCAAGCAGAGGGGGUCACAUCAAGAGCCACAAUGACAGAACCUAUGUCUAAAAAAGAGGGCUUUAAAAAGUGUCGGAGUGCCACUUUCAGCAUUGAUGGCUUCAGCUUCACCAUUGUGGCCAAUGAGGCAGGGGAAAGCAAUCGUGAUCCACGGGUUCGGUUACCACGAUCACGCUCCCAGAAUGUACUGUGUACUGCUCUCACAGCCGGUGUUGGCUUCACUGACAAAAAAGGAAUACUGAUUGAUCCCCGCAGCACAGAGGAGAUCCUGGCUGAUGAGCUGCCAGCUCUGGAUGCACCUGAUGCCAUGGAGAAGACCGCUAUCAGGUUGCGAUGCCUUGUAAAGCAGUUGGAGAGGGGCGAGGCAUCUGUGGUGGACUUGAAGAAAAACCUGGAGUAUGCCGCCUCAGUCCUCGAAAGUCUAUACUUUGAGGAAACCAGGCCAAUAGAGGAUCCAGAGGAAGAGCUGAAUGACAUCAAGUCAGAUUUGGUGCCGUCACAGGUUCGUGACUGGCUGGCUUUAACUUUUACUCGGCAGAGGGACCUGAUGCGCCGCAGUGAAGACAAGCCACGCUUCCGCAGCAUUGUCCACGCAGUGCAGGCUGGCAUCUUUGUGGAGAGGAUGUUCAGACGAAACUCCAACACAGCUGUUCUCAGUUAUCCCCCAGAAGUCAUCACUGUGUUCAAGAAUGUGAACAAGUGGUCCUUUGACGUAUUUACACUUAAUGAGGCUAGUGGAGACCAUGCUCUGAAAUUUGUCUUCUAUGAGCUGCUCAUCAGAUAUGAUUUGGUCAAUCAUUUCAAGAUCCCUGUUUCUGCUUUCAUAUCGUUUGUGGACGCACUGGAGAUGGGCUACAGUAAAUACAAGAAUGCCUACCACAACCUGAUGCAUGCUGCUGAUGUCACACAGACCAUCCAUUAUUUGCUUCUCAACACUGGCAUGGUGCAAUGGCUAACUGAGUUGGAGAUUUUUGCCAUAAUCUUUGCAGCUGCCAUCCAUGAUUUUCAACAUACAGGGACCACAAAUAACUUCCAUGUUCAAACCAGGUCAGACAUAGCCAUGUUGUACAAUGACCGUGCUGUCCAGGAGAAUCAUCAUGUCAGCGCUGCCUAUCGCCUUCUACAGGAUGACGAAAUGAACAUCUUCUGUAAUCUUUCCAAAGAUGAUUGGAGGGAACUGCGAACUCUGGUGGUGGAGAUGGUGUUGGCCACUGACAUGUCCUGCCAUUUCCAGCAGAUCAAAACUAUGAAAAGCCUCUUGCAGACACCUGAGGAGAUUGACAAACCGAAGGCCUUAUCUCUUAUGCUGCACACUGCUGACAUCAGCCACCCUGCAAAAUGUUGGGAACUCCAUCACCGCUGGACUGCAUUUCUGCUGGAGGAGUUCUUCACUCAGGGUGAUAAAGAAGCAGAGCUAGGUCUACCUUUUUCCCCUCUCUGUGACCGCAAAUCCACCACGGUGCCCCAGUCCCAGAUCGGAUUUAUUGACUUCAUUGUAGACCCGACAUUUACUGUGAUGACGGAAAUGAUUGAGAAGAUUGUGACACCGCUUAUUGAGGAGGCAUCUCGCUCUGGAUUGACUGGCUUCAGGCGUUCUAGGUGACACCACAUGCUGAUGUCCUGUAUGACACUUCUGACACUUAUGUUGUUAAAAAAAAAAUACUGACACUAACCUGAAUAAAGGCACAAAUCACCUCUGGCACAGCUGAUAACUUAGCUGUGUUUAUGAUGAUGCUGUCUAAUACUCAACCACAUCACUCAUUUUGCUCAGGUAUAUAAUGGAACUGUAUCACUGCUCAAAACAGCUGAGCAAUCUUUGGUGUCAUAUCGCCUUGCCCCGCCACUCUAAACCUUAAAGAUAACAGUGUUUUCCUGCGUGGGGAAGUUGCCAUAAGCUUUGGGUCAGCCACCUCCUUUAUUAUAAGCUCGACACACCCACAGUCCACCCUAAUGAAUCACUCUCCAAUCACAUCACAUUACAGUUAAUAAAGUACUUUAACUAAAGACAGGAGACACCUCAUUUCAUUUAAGAAUUUAUGUCUCAAUUUUCCUUUGAUAUGUAAACACGCGUUGCUAUUGUGAUCAGGUGGUGCCUUACACAGUCUCCUGUUAAAAAAAGGUUCUGCAGCUCAGAAGCAAGUUAAAAGGACAAAAAAUGCUUUAUUUUUUAUCUGAUUAUUCAAUUUAAAUGAAAUAAAAAGUUGACAAACCAAAACUAUUCUGUCUGCUACUGAC
Messenger RNA from Monopterus albus (swamp eel), 2575 nucleotides. RefSeq names its product calcium/calmodulin-dependent 3',5'-cyclic nucleotide phosphodiesterase 1C-like. Gene Ontology annotation, molecular function: 3',5'-cyclic-nucleotide phosphodiesterase activity. The record is from RefSeq and is a predicted model, not a curated record. NCBI's taxonomy places the organism in Eukaryota, Metazoa, Chordata, Actinopteri, Synbranchiformes, Synbranchidae. The coding region runs from base 372 to 1943 and encodes 523 amino acids. Gene Ontology annotation, biological process: signal transduction. The transcript has 15 exons.